AUGGAUUCAACAUCUAUCCAACCAAUAGAUGAAGAACCUGCUGAAAAUGAUGUUUUCCCAGAGCACCUGUUGAAGAUUCACGACGCUCUUACUAAAUUUGAAACAGAAUGCAACAACAGAUUAGAUGAGUUAGAUAUUGAUGUUGACACUUUACUUGGAAAAGCAAGUGCAACACGUUCAAGUAUUGCUAACACUUCAUCCAAUUCUUCUUGUUCUUCUAUUGCAUCUUUAGAAAUGGUAAAUCUCGAAAGUGCAAGGCAAAACUCAGAUUUAGCAAUUAUAUCUGACGAGGAAUUUGAUUUUAACUGUUCAAUAAAUCAACUCAUAAUGAAUAUACGAAAUGAUCUUAAAACAAAAUCAUCAACGAGACGUUUGAUCGGAAAGGUGAAUCAGAAGUUCGUUGAUUCAUCACUUCAAAGAUUUUCAUCACAAGUUACUGCUAUGGUUAAUCAGCAAGUUAAUCAAAAACACAGCGAAUUAGAAGAAGAAAUUAAACAGAUCGAAACCGAGAUAGAUAACCUGAAGGAACAAGCUCAGAAGGAGUUUGCUGAACUAAGGGCCGCUAUCAAAGAUAUCCAACAGCUUCAAGAAAAAUCUACAAAUGAAAACGGCAACAAAAAGUCGUUAAGUCAGAAAAUUACAUCUCCCACAUUAAUACGUAAAGAUUCAAUGAAAUUCAGGCGUCCUAAGAGUACAAACAAAAUCCCCAGCAUUACAGAACUGAUGCUGAAUGCGACUCGCCCUGAAUCUAUCAAAGAUAUAUACAUAUAA
Messenger RNA from Trichomonas vaginalis G3, 771 nucleotides. RefSeq lists its product as uncharacterized. The record is from RefSeq and is a predicted model, not a curated record. NCBI's taxonomy places the organism in Eukaryota, Parabasalia, Trichomonadida, Trichomonadidae. The coding region runs from base 1 to 771 and encodes 256 amino acids. The transcript has a single exon.